AUGCUUCAAUUGCAUGAGUUAGAAGAAAUACAUAAUGAAGCAUAUGAGAGCUCGAGAAUCUACAAGGAGAAACCCAAAGCUUUUCAUGAUAAACAUAUUCUUCAAAAGAGUUUUGUGGAAGGUCAGAAAGUUCUCAUGUAUCACUCUCACCUUAAACUUUUUCCUGGGAAGUUGAAAUCUCUCUGGUUAGGUCCGUUCACUGUCACCAAGGAUUUUCCUAAUGGAGCGGUUAAAGUUGUAAGUCCAAGUAUCAGAAAGUCAUUCAAGGUGAAUGGUCAGAGAUUAAAGUCAUAUUACGAAUCAAUGGAGAAAGAACAAGCUAUUGUGAUUCACCUCAUUGACCCGGUAUAUGUUGAUGAAUGA
This is a messenger RNA of Humulus lupulus (European hop), 363 nucleotides long. RefSeq lists its product as uncharacterized. Lineage: Eukaryota; Viridiplantae; Streptophyta; Magnoliopsida; Rosales; Cannabaceae. The record is from RefSeq and is a predicted model, not a curated record. The transcript has a single exon. The coding region runs from base 1 to 363 and encodes 120 amino acids.